Rattus norvegicus (Norway rat) is the source of this 3077-nucleotide messenger RNA. Lineage: Eukaryota; Metazoa; Chordata; Mammalia; Rodentia; Muridae. The record is from RefSeq and is a predicted model, not a curated record.
AGCCAAGCUCUGGGCUGGGCGGGCAGGCGUCUGUCUAAGAGAGCCAGCCAGGAAGAGACUGGAACCAGGCCUCGAGGGACAAGACCGGGGAGAGGCCCAGGACAGGUGGGCUGGCUAGUCGCCCCUGUCACUAUGCAGGAAGGUAACUUCCUGCUGUCUGCCCUGCAGCCUGAGGCUGGUGUUUGCUCCCUGGCGCUGCCCUCGGACCUGCAGCUGGAUCGCCGGGGUGCUGAAGGGCCGGAGGCUGAUCGGCUUCGAGCUGCCAGAGUCCAGGAGCAAGUCCGAGCCCGCCUCCUGCAGCUGGGCCAGCAGUCGCGGCACAAUGGGUCUACUGAGCUUGAUGGCUCCGCGGAGAGCACCAGAGGACUGCCCAGGGGUCAAUACCACACUAUGCAGAGUGGCUUCAGCUCCCGAUCCCAGGGUAUGAGUGGAGACAAGACCUCGACCUUCCGGCCCAUCGCCAAGCCGGCCUACAACCCAGCCUCCUGGUCCUCCCGCUCAGCCGUGGAUCUGACCUGCAGUCGGAGGCUGAGUUCUGCCCAUAAUGGGGGCAGUGCCUUUGGGGCUGUGGGAUAUGGGGGUGCCCAGCCCACUCCACCUAUGCCCACCCGGCCAGUGUCCUUCCAUGAGCGAGGUGGGGCAGCCAGCAGAGCUGACUAUGACACAUUGUCCCUGCGCUCACUGAGGCUGGGGCCGGGGGGCCUGGACGACCGUUACAGCGUGGUGUCUGAGCAACUAGAGCCUGCAGCCGCCUCUACCUACAGAGCCUAUGCUUACGAACGCCAGGCCAGCUCCAGCUCUAGCCGAGCGGGAGGCCUGGACUGGCCAGAGGCCACUGAGGGACCACCCAGCAGGACCAUCCGUGCGCCUGCCAUGCGGACCCUGCAACGAUUUCAGAGCAGCCACCGAAGCCGUGGGGGUACCGGGUCAGUGUCAGGAGCUGGCCUGGAGCCAGUGGCCCGAGCCCCAUCUGUACGUAGCCUCAGUCUUAGCCUGGGUGACUCAGGCCACCUGCCGGACGUACGUGGGUUGGACAGCUACACAGGCCACCGAACCCUGCAGAGGCUCAGCAGUGGCUUUGAUGACAUUGACCUGCCUUCAGCAGUCAAGUACCUCAUGGCCUCAGACCCCAACCUGCAGGUGCUGGGGGCGGCUUACAUCCAGCACAGAUGCUACAGUGAUGCAGCAGCCAAGAAGCAGGCUCGCAGCCUCCAGGCAGUGCCGAGACUGGUGAAGCUCUUCAACCACGCCAACCAGGAGGUGCAGCGCCAUGCCACCGGUGCCAUGCGCAACCUCAUCUAUGACAACGUGGACAACAAACUGGCCUUGGUGGAGGAGAAUGGCAUCUUUGAGCUGUUGAGGACGCUUCGAGAGCAGGACGAUGAGCUGCGCAAAAAUGUUACAGGGAUUCUAUGGAACCUGUCCUCCAGUGACCACUUGAAGGACCGCCUCGCCCGAGAUACACUGGAGCAGCUCACAGAUCUGGUGCUAAGCCCCCUGUCAGGGGCAGGCGGGCCCCCCCUCAUCCAGCAGAAUGCUUCUGAGGCAGAGAUCUUCUACAAUGCUACUGGCUUCCUCAGGAACCUCAGCUCAGCCUCCCAGGCCACUCGCCAGAAGAUGCGUGAGUGCCAUGGGCUAGUGGAUGCUCUGGUCACCUACAUCAACCAUGCCCUGGACGUGGGCAAGUGUGAGGACAAGAGUGUGGAAAAUGCUGUGUGUGUGCUGAGGAAUUUGUCCUACCGCCUAUAUGAUGAGAUGCCACCAUCAGCACUGCAGCGGCUUGAAGGCCGCGGCCGCAGGGACAUGGCGGGGGCACCACCUGGUGAAGUGGUGGGCUGCUUUACACCCCAGAGUCGGCGGCUGCGAGAGCUUCCUCUCACAGCCGAUGCACUCACUUUUGCUGAAGUAUCUAAGGAUCCCAAGGGCCUUGAGUGGCUGUGGAGCCCCCAGAUCGUGGGGUUGUACAACCGACUGCUGCAGCGCUGUGAACUAAAUCGGCAUACGACAGAGGCGGCUGCGGGAGCGCUACAGAAUAUCACCGCGGGUGACCGCAGGUGGGCAGGUGUACUGAGCCGCCUGGCCCUGGAACAGGAACGCAUCCUGAACCCCUUGCUGGACCGCGUUCGCACCGCUGACCACAACCAGCUGCGCUCACUGACUGGCCUCAUCCGAAACCUGUCUCGGAAUGCUCGGAACAAGGACGAGAUGUCCACAAAGGUAGUGAGCCACCUGAUUGAGAAGCUUCCUGGUAGUGUGGGUGAGAAGUGUCCCCCGGCUGAGGUGCUGGUCAACAUCAUAGCUGUGCUCAACAACCUGGUAGUAGCCAGCCCUAUUGCUGCCCGAGACCUGCUCUACUUCGAUGGACUCCGAAAACUGGUAUUCAUCAAAAAGAAGAGGGAUAGCCCUGACAGUGAGAAGUCAUCCCGGGCAGCCUCCAGCCUCUUGGCCAACCUCUGGCAGUACAGCAAGCUCCACCGUGACUUCCGGGCGGUAUGUUUUACAGAGUCCAUCAACGGGGUCUUGGGGCAUGAGGCUCAGUACAGGAUGCAGGUCACCAGGAGAGGGACACAAGCCUGGAACACAGAAGCAAGGGGCCCAGGCUGUGCACGGAACAUUAUAGGGAAGGCAGGAUCUCAGGGAUAGCAAAGGCAGUCCUGAUCUCUCUGUCCUCUCUUCACUGCAGAAAGGCUACCGGAAAGAGGACUUCCUGGGCCCAUAGGUGAAGCCUCCUGGAGGUGAAGUGAUUCAGCUUCCAAGAGACAAGCUCAGCUCCUGCUGUCCCACAGCAUACAGAAGAAGAGCUGAUGACCACAGGACUUCUCUCUCUCUCUCUCUCUCUCUCUCUCUCUCUCUCUCUCUCCCUGGAGUCCCAUGUGUGCUCUUGAGGGACCAGGGCCACCAGAAAAGAACAGGCGCUUGCAACUGGAAAUUGGCUUCUGCAGGCAGGGAAGGGGGUAGGGCUUGAGCUGCUCUGGUGUGCUGGGUGGUGAUCAGUCACAAUGGCAAGGGUGGGGCUGCCCCUGGCCUGAUAGCUUUGUGACGGGCAACAUUGGGAAUAAAGGUGGUUUUGAACAGAG